This is a messenger RNA of Menidia menidia (Atlantic silverside), 3992 nucleotides long. The record is from the annotation of a GenBank genome assembly. Lineage: Eukaryota; Metazoa; Chordata; Actinopteri; Atheriniformes; Atherinopsidae.
AGAGAAACAACCCAGAGGCAACGUCCACUUGCCAGCACAAGGAGCCAUUUCCACGCUGUUAUGGGAUUUAUUUCUAAUCCAGUCCUGUUAAAACACCAAGAAUGAGUGUUUCUCUGGGUCACAGAUACCUGUGGAUUGCCGCCAUUGUGCUUUUGCCUCAAGUGAAUUCUGGAUUAUUGUCUGACUGGAAGAUCUGUGGAGACUCUGAAUGUGAACGUAUGAUGAGCAGAGUGCGGGCGGUCAGGGACCACCGGGGUCAGGACUGCCGCUUUCUAAACUUCAGAACAGGAGACACAAUCACCGUUUACCACAAACUGGCCGGACGAAGGGAAGACCUCUGGGCAGGCACUAUUGACAAACAGUUUGGCUAUUUCCCAAAGGAUGCUGUGGUAGAGGAGCAAGUUUUUGCAACUACAGAGAAAGUGGUUGAGACACAGAAAUCUGAUUUCUUCUGCGUGGAUGAGUUCGGCUAUCUCAUUGACUCCUCUGACCUGGACGCGGAUGAUGAUUAUAGUGAUCAGGAAAUCCCCAUUCAGGACCCAGAAACCACCCAGAUCACUCCAAAAACUCAAGACCCAAGUGUCGAUACAUCUUCAGAAUCUCUGACUGGAGCACAGAAGGCAGAGGGAGUAGAGACAAAAGAAGCUGGAGAUGCAGCUGGACUUAAUGAGGAAGCUCACGAGACUCCUACAAGCGAAAACCAACAAGGUGGGUCUCCCUCCUCCUGGUUGGGUUCCAGAGCAACGGGAUGGUUAGGCCUGGGUAAAGGAGGGGAGCAGGAUGAGGAGAGGGGAGAGGAGGGAAAAGAAACCAGAACUGAGGAGUCGCUUGCCUCUUCUUUGACGGGAUGGCUGGGUUUUGGAGGAAACGGGAAACCAGAAGAAGCCUCGGAAAGUCCGAACAAGGAGGAAACGUUUGCUUCGACCAUGACCGGGAUGCUGGGCUUUGGAGGAGAGAAAAAACCAGAGGCGGCGGAAAACGAGAAAGACGAAGGAGGAGAAACGGAUGGAGAGCCCACAGAAACGUUCAGGAGCAGGAGGAUGUCUUUGGACCUGGAGGGAAGCCGGUUACAGGAAGAGGAGAAGGAAGAGACGGGGACGCUGGGUUGGCUGAGGAACGGGCUGUCCGAUAGGCUGGGCUUUGGAUCCACCAAUCAGGAUCCGGGACAGGAACCGAUUCAGGGAGAAGGUGAGGAUGAGCAGCCGGCGUCCGGUUCGUGGGUGGAUAUGGGAAUCGGGGGUAUUUUGGGCUUCGGAAAAGAAACUGUUGAAGCUGAGGAUAAAGGAAACGAGAAAAAAAAGGAUUCAGCCUCAGAACGACUGGAAGAGUUAGAGGAAAAACUCCCGGCUGAAGGUGGAGUAGCGUCCAUGUUUAACAGCUUUUUCCAAACAGGUGAUGCUAAAGAUAGGAAAACAGAAGCUGACAGUGAAAUAGAUGAGGAGAGAGCAGGAGAAAAGGAGGAUGGAGAUCAUCUGAAGUACGACUCAAAGCCAGAGGAGGGAGAAAUUAAUGAGCCUGAUCCCAGUUUCAGUGAGUCAAAGUGGAACUCCUCAGGAGAAGAAGAAAGUAACGAUGAGAAGGAUGGAAAAGAGAAUGUGUUGUUCAAAGAUCAUAAAGAAGAAGAACGUGACGGAGAGGAAAACGAAGUGAUCAGAGCUCAGACUGAGGAAUCAGAGAAAGCGAGUGGACAGAACCAGCUUUUCUUUUCAGCAUCUGAGAAUACUCACGAGCCAAUCCCUGCUGGGGAAAGUUUCACUCCUCCCAUUACUGAGAAUAACACUAAAAACUCAGAGAAAUUGGAGACAGGGACUCUUAAAGAAGAGUCUCUGAUAUCUGCUGAGAGUCUACAGGACAAAGCUCCAGAGGGAGAGAAGGAAGCCACUUCACCAAACCUGAAUCAGGAUUAUGUUUCUCCACAAGGUGAGAACAAGUUUAGAGCUGCAGAUGGACGAGAUCAAACAGAAACGGGGGAAAAAUCCCACUCAGAGGAAAACGAGUUGAGGGACGACCACCUAAAAUCAGCAGGAGCAGAAGAUGGGAAAGAGGAGGAUUUAAAUAAAGAGCAAAAGAGUGAAAGGAUGGAGAAGGAACAAGAGAAAGUGGACGAUUUAAGGGAAGAAGAGAAAGUUAGAGAUGAGAAGGAAGAAGUACGAGGAGAGGAGCAGCAAAAGGAAAGAGAGAUGGAAGAAGAAGAGAAACGGGAAUUAGAAAAGGAGGAGGAGGUAAAGGAAGGAAAAGAGUCAAAGGAGGAAGAAACAGAAGAACUAGAAUUUAAGAAGAUAAUGGAGGAUUUACUGGAGGAAGAAACAGUAAAUGAAGAUAAGAUAGAGAUGCAAAGACAGGAAGAGCAGAGAGAAACAGAGGUGGAAGAAGAGGAGAAAAAAGAAUUAGAAAAGGAAGAGGAGGUGAGAAAGGUAGAAGAGUCAAAGGAGGAAGAAACAGAAGAACUAGAAUUCAAGAAGAAAAUGGAGAACUUACAGGAGGAAGAAAAAGUCGAAGAGGAUAAGAAAGAGAUGCAAAGGGAGGAAGAGCAGAACGAAAUAGAGAUGGAAGAAGAGGAGAGAGAAAAUAGCAAAGAAUUGGACAAGAAUGAGGAGGUAAAGAAGGUAGAAGAGUCAGAAGAGGAGGACACAGAAGAAGUAGAAUUUAAGAGGAAAAUGGAGGAUUUACAGGAGGAAGAAACAGUAAAUAAAAGACAGGAAGAGCAGAGAGAAACAGAAGUGGAAGAAGAAGAGAAACAAGAAUUAGAUAAGGAGGAGGUAAGAAAGGUAGAAGAGUCAAAGGAGGAAGAAACAGAAGAAGAAUGGAAGAAGAAAAGCGAGGAAGUGAUGGAAACAAUGGCAGAAGAAGAUGAAACUAAAGGAAAAGAAGAACGGCAGGAGAUGGAAAAGUUAAAGUCGGAAACACUGGUCAGGACAGACGGGUCCGAGGAAUUUGAGUCAAAUGAGAAGACCGACAAAGGAGAAGAAAAGCAAGAAGAAGAGGAGGUGGAGAUAAGUCAGAGAGAUAAAGUCAAUGUGCCAGAAACAGAGAGCAAAUCAUGGCUUCCUGACACAGUCGGACAAACGGAAAAGACGGAAAGACGGAAAAGAGACGAGAGAGAAAAGAGAGAGGAAAGAAAGGAGGAUCUGGAAGAUCUAGAGAUGAAACAAGAGGACCACAAAAGCCUUCAGUGUUCAAAGGAGCUCUGCAGUCCAGGAAAUGAGGCAGAAACAGAGGGUUCAGAAACUGGAGGGGGUUCAGAAACUAUAUCAGAAACUAUAGGGGGCUCAGAAACUAUAGGAGGCUCAGAAACUAUAGGGGGUUCAGAAACUAUAGGGGGCUCAGAAACUAUAGGAGGCUCAGAAACUAUAGGGGGUUCAGAAACUAUAGGGGGCUCAGAAACUAUAGGGGGUUCAGAAACUAGAGGGGGUUCAGAGGUUUUAGGGGGUUCAGACUCUGGAGGGGGAGGAGCUUUCGGGGUCCUCCGAAGUGCUUUUGGACUCUUCAGCCGAACACCUUCUUCUGGAUCUCUUUCCCCGGUCCAGACCCCCCCGCCUCCAGACCUGGACCGGGUCACCGGACCCCCCCCCUCAGCCCCUCCCCCCCCACCAGAGGCCCAGCCGUACCCCCACAUCCUGGCCCAGCUCGGGGAGGCCGAAGUGGCCAUUUUGGUGGAGCUUUUCGGGUGGCAUAGGAUGCAGAUUUUGGAUGAUAUUUUGGGGCGUCCAGAGGCCGAAAACCAGGUGGAAGAUGGAUUAAUUCUGUCAGAUAUGCUUGGAAAGCUGGAUGUGCAUGUGGAGGCCCUGGUGGCCCCCAGUGGGAGGCUCUCCGACUUCCCCCAGGAAGACACGGAAAGGACCAAAACGCUCAUCGCGCUCCAGAAGCUGGAGAAUUUACUGAAAUCUGUGAAGGAAAGCUUCAACACAGGAAUGUCAGAAGUCAGUUAUCAGAAAGGUAUUCUCCUGUCAAACCACCUCAGCUGCCAUCAGAGACAGUUUAACCCAGUUUAA